GUUCCUUGUUAAUCGAGGCUCCUCAUGGUCAUUAUAUAUAUCUACAAUUCAGAUCAUUUCAUCUUGAAUCUAGUAGUAGCUGUGGAUAUGACUACGUCGAAGUUUACGAUGGAAACGCAGCAUGGAGCUCCAAGAUUACAAGAGCAUGCGGUCAGCGGCACCAGGCGCCAUGUGAGAUCUACAGCAGCGGAAGGUUUCUUUAUGUGAAAUUCCGUUCAGAUGGCAGUGUCCAGUAUUCUGGCUUUUCUGCUUACUAUUAUACUUUGUCAAAGAGUCAAAACGUCCAGCAAGUAAUGAGUCCAAUCGUAAAAUCGUCAUGCAGUUUUGCCACGUCUUCACCGUUGAUAUCUUCCACGCCCGUCAUGCUUUCAAGUCCACCUGUCACUGAUUUGUCACCAACACCAGCUUCUUCCACAGCAACAAUUGCAACGGCGUCAGUCUCCGGAUGGACGAAAUAUUCGCAAACUAUUAGUUGGUGCACCUCCGCUGGAAGGUCUUUAAUUUCCAGGGGCAUAAGUAUCAUACAAUGCCAAAGGUAUUGUGAGGCUAGGCCCGGAUGCAACGCCAUUGAGUUCUGGGAAAGAGGAGGCCGCUACUGCUACGAAUGCACAGACACGUCCAAAAUAACACCGUAUACCAACUCAAACGACUGGGCCUACCCUGUAUAUGUCUGGAUUAAAAGCAGGUUAUUAGCUGUAGACAUAGAUCACAGGAUCAAGGACCGGGGACCCAGGACCGGGGAUCCAGGACAGAGGAGCCAGGACACACGAGCCAGGACAGUGGAGCCAGGACACAGGAGCCAGGACAGAGGAGCCAGGACAGAGAAGCCAGGACAGAGAAGCCAGUACAGAGGAGCCAGGACUCAGAACAAAGGAUCAAGGAGCAAGAAUAGGACUGAGGACUGA
Molecule: messenger RNA, 905 nt
Organism: Orbicella faveolata
Lineage: Eukaryota; Metazoa; Cnidaria; Anthozoa; Scleractinia; Merulinidae
Molecular function (GO): calcium ion binding
Source: RefSeq, a predicted model, not a curated record